AUGACACAUCACUCCCAAACGCGAUCGAAGCCGUACAGCCGGAUAGUUCCAUACCUACAGAAGCUAAGGAAGAGUCGAGUAAAGCAGAGAGGAGAGAUCUUCAAGGACACGUUGUACGGGACGAAGGUGACGAUACCGUUUACUGAGUUGGUUAGGCUUACACCGGGGUAUGCUAGGUAUAUCAUGGACAUGAUCAAGGAAGACAGAAUCCCAAAGGACGUGCAUGGAAUCGAGAAAGUCAAGGGAAUUCUGGAGAAAGGAGACGAGUUCAGCACCCCUAAGUUAGAGGAUCCAAGUAGUUUCGUUAUACCAUGUAAGAUAGGAAAUAAGAUUAGUUGUGAUUGUCUAGCCGACAUAGGAGCUAGUAUUAACCUGAUGCCUUGGAGCAUGAACACUAAGUUAAGUAACGUUGCACUAGAUACCACCAUGAUGACUAUUAAGUUAGCAGACCAGACCUUCCAACGUCGUUUGGGAAAGACCCAAGUAGUGAUAGUUACCGUUGGAGACCUACAUUUUCACGCAAAAUUCGUAGUUAUGAACAUACCGGGAGAUAAGAAGGUACCUAUAAUUUUAGGAAGACCUUUCCUUAACACAACCAAAGCAGUAAUAGAAGUAGCUGAACGUAGUAUUACCAUAGGAAAUGAUAGGAGGAAGCUUAGCUUGACCAUGGAAGGAGACCCAGAUCUAGGUAAGGAUGAUAUAGGAAUUUGUGCUGAAGAAGUUGAAUUAGUAGAUGCAGAAAAUAGAACAAAUCAGGAAAUUGAGGAAGUAUUAGGAAUAGGAUCGCCAGAUCAUCCAUGGGAUUUAGGAGAGUUAGAAGAAGAUGGGUUCGAUGGGACCUUAGUGCAAACACCAAAUAACCUCAUCACCUCAUUAGAAGAACCGCCAACCGAUCUUGAGAUGAAAUCGUUACCAUAA
Molecule: messenger RNA, 918 nt
Organism: Erigeron canadensis
Lineage: Eukaryota; Viridiplantae; Streptophyta; Magnoliopsida; Asterales; Asteraceae
Exons: 1
Coding region: 1-918 (305 amino acids)
Source: RefSeq, a predicted model, not a curated record